Phytophthora sojae is the source of this 810-nucleotide messenger RNA. RefSeq lists its product as hypothetical. The transcript is spliced from 4 exons. The coding region runs from base 1 to 810 and encodes 269 amino acids. The record is from RefSeq and is a predicted model, not a curated record. Lineage: Eukaryota; Oomycota; Peronosporomycetes; Peronosporales; Peronosporaceae.
AUGAAGUCAGGACCGGCGGCAGUUGUGCGCAACUUGCGUGCUGUGUUCGGCGACAUCACGCCUGGCAAGUACAUGCGGCUCGUGGUGGUUGAUCGAUUUUACACGUCGAUCGUGUUGGUGGUGCAGCUUCUGCUGAUGGGGUUCUUCACGAUUGGCACCAUCAUGACGAAUCGCCGUGGAUUUUGCAACAAACCUAUUCAUUUCCUGUCGAUGGGUGGAAAGGUCGCCUUGGAUCGUGUUGUGUGCCGCGAGAAGACUGCCUACUGCAAGAAGAAGAAGAUCAAUGCGAUGACCCACGUGCAGUUCAUGUGCAAGUUGCAUCUGCAGCUUAUUGCGCUGAAGCCGGAGGAUAUUUACGAAGAAAACGCAUUUCAAUCAGAUGAAAAUGUUUCCGUUGAUGUAGAGGCGGAGGAACGUCAAGCGGACACUGGCAGUCAUAUUGCUAAACAGAGUGACGAAUGGCGCGACCACUCGGGGCAGCGAAAAAGGGUGCAGAAGAACUGCCAGGUUUGUACGCUGAAGACGCCAAGUGGCAAGCCUGGCGCCACCUCCACCUACUUCUGCGAUGGAUGCGACUUCCCUGGGCCGAUUUACCUGUGCGUCAAGCAAAAGUGGACGGUAGGAAGCAAGAUGCUGAGCUGUUGGGACGUCUGGCACAAGGAGUACAACAACGGCAAGGUUAUCCCGCAGGACCUGAAGGGCAAGAUUCGUGUGCGCGCACCGAAAGCCACAAGCUCUCCGGGGAAGUCGCCCGCUAAGCGCCGCUGUGUCAGCAGUGUUAGCAGCGAGGUCAGCGAAAACAGCGAGUAG